AAAAAAAAAAGGAAAAAAAAAAACCCUCAAACACAGUCUCUAACCCAAACGCAUCCUAUGUCUCGUUGGACUCCCAGUUUCUUCAUAUUCCAGUCUCUUAAAACGUAUUAUAAGUGUAUAAAUUAACACCGAGUACGAGGGGAAAAGCAUCAGAAACAGAACAGAAAAGGCAAAGCAAUAAAACAGCAACAAUUCAAUGCAUUCCAAUUGGUCAAGGAGUUAGGAUUAGCAGUGGAGAUUAAGAUGGAUUACAACAAGGGUUUUAGGUUAGAGAUUGAACCACCCAUCGUGACUGCGGAGGAGAUAAAGAGAGGAAUAAUAGGACUAAUGGAGCCAGAAAGUGACGUAAGGAAGAAGAUGAAGGUGAUGAGUGAAAAGAGUAGAAAAGCGUCCGUCAAGGGAGGCGGUUCUUCAUACUCCUCGCUUCAAGAUUUCAUUGGUCAUGUUCUAGGUAACAUGCCGUGAAUUGAUGCUUAUUGAAUGAGGUCAAAUUGUCAAAGUUUUUAGUGUUAUAAAAUUUCCCCAAACUU
Molecule: messenger RNA, 530 nt
Organism: Rubroshorea leprosula
Lineage: Eukaryota; Viridiplantae; Streptophyta; Magnoliopsida; Malvales; Dipterocarpaceae
Source: the annotation of a GenBank genome assembly